Molecule: messenger RNA, 4469 nt
Organism: Dama dama (fallow deer)
Lineage: Eukaryota; Metazoa; Chordata; Mammalia; Artiodactyla; Cervidae
Product: borealin-like
Biological process (GO): mitotic sister chromatid segregation
Cellular component (GO): spindle midzone; chromosome passenger complex; chromosome, centromeric region
Source: RefSeq, a predicted model, not a curated record
UUCCCUCCAGGCAGUUCUCAAGCAUGAAAGCGAAAGCAGAGGCCGAGGGGCCCAGACCUUUGGAAGGUCUCAUGGGGAGGGGGUGACACAAUUCCCGGAGUGCAGAGUGUGCCCAGGAGGAUGGGCUCUGGUCACCAGAUGUAAGGUUAGGGCCCUGAGAAGCUGUGAGAGUCAAGGCUGCCUAUGAAUAAGGAUGAGCUAGAAAUAGACCAGUACUCACAGGACUAAAACUCAGUUCCAAACCAGUUCAGUCCCUCAUGGAAUUAAGGUAAUAGCCUCUAGCAGCCUGACAGAACCAGAAGUAAAUUCUCUCUGGAAAAAUAUAUCAUCCACGAGGGAUACAUAUAUGAAGUCAAAUUCUAUUCACUCAUGACAAAAGUCAAAUUAAGAGCAGAGAUGUAAUUUAUCUUCAGAAAAGCUAACAAAUGAAGUGUGUGCGUGUGUGCUAAGUUGCUUCAGUUGUGACCAACUCUUUACCACCCUGUGAACUGUAGCCCGCCAAGCUGCUUUGUUCAUAGGGUUCUCCAGGCAAGAACACUGGAGUGUUUGCCAUGCCCUCCUCCGGGGACCUUCCUGACCCAGGGAUUGAACCUACAUCUCUUAUAUCUCCUGCAUUGGCGGGUGGGUUCUUUACCACUAAAACCACCUGGGAAGCCCAAAGGAAGAAGAUAACACAAAGUCUAGUGAUGCUGACAAUGUUUUCAUACUAGAUAUGAGUAUCUUUGGUUUCUACUGAGACUUCUUUUUAAAAUUUAUUUAUUAAUUUGACUGCCUGAGGUCUUGUUUGUGGCAUGUGGGAUCUUUUAUUGUGGGGCAAGGGCACAUGGGAUUAGUUGCCCCAUGGCAUGUGGCAUCUUAGUUCCCUGACUGGGGAUUGAACCCAUCCCCUGCAGUGGAAGGCACAUUCUUAACCACUGGACCACCAGGCAAGUCCCUGCUGAGACUUACUUCUAAGCUUGAUCUUGCUGCCUUUUUGGAUCAUGUGAGUUCACACCUCUCCACCUAUGGUGACUGGACCUGAGGUACACACCUGUUCCAGCAGGUGCCAAUCAGCCACAGACUUGGCUAAGUCUUUUAUAUCCUCUUCCUCAGAAAUUUGAACUAAGAUAUACUGAGUCAGUCAGGAAGAUAUAGGUGAGUAUGAGAUCUAUAAUGUCAUGAAGAUUUGGGGUAGGUUGACAUUUUACAUUGUUUAUAUUGGAUGGCAUCAUUGACUCAAUGGACAUGAGUUUGAGCAAACUGCAGGAGAUGGUGAAGGACAGGGAAGCCUGGCGUGCUGCAGUCCAUGGGGUCGCAAAGAGUCGGACAUGACUGAGCAACUGAACAAUAACAACAACAAUAUGCUAAUAAGCCAGAAAUAAAAGCUGAUUAACAAAGAGCAGGAGCAAGAAGCAGAUAUGGGACAUGCAGUUCCCUGAGAGAUGGAUGGGACAGCUUGGUCCCCAGUUUCAGGUCCAUAACCCAUUUCCCCAGUCUUUGCUCAGCUUUUUGAUGUCUAUUUUUGGAUAUUUAUAAGACUAUUGAAGCCUUGACAUAAGCUUUCCUUUAUCAAAAAAUAUCAUACAGAACCUCAUGUGAUGUCUAUAAUUUCUUGUUUGUAGUGUUAGCAAUCAUUUUUUUUUUUAAAAAAAAAAACAGGCCUAUAAAAAGAACAAGAUUUUUUUAAGGGGAAACAUCAGUAGAAAAAAGACCCAUAAGAGAUUCAGAUAUUAGGAUUAUCUGACAUGGAAUUUAAAUUAAAUGAAUAUUUGUAAGACAGGAAAUUCAGCGGAGAACUGGAAACUAUAAAAAAGAAUCAAAAUGGAAAUUCUGGAACUGGAAAACCAAAUUAGAUGAAAUUAACUCAGUGGAUUGGAUUUAACAGAAGAUUAAACACUAUGUAGACAGAAUUAGUGUUGAGAAGAUAUGUCAGAGAAAAUCCAGAUGAAAGUACAGAGAAACUUUUAAAAUGUAGAAAAUAUGAAAACAAGUCAAGAGAUGUAUGGCACAGUAAAAAGCUGUAAAAUACACAUAAUUUGAGUCCUGGGAAAAGGGGAGAGAGAAAGUAGAAGAAGCAGUAUUUAAAGAAAUGUUUUUGUUUAGUCAUUAAAUCAUGUCCAACUCUUUUGUGACCCCCAUGGACUGUAAUGUUGAAUAAUUUCCAAAAAUUAAUGAAAGAAGACAAACCCCAAUUAGAGUCCUACAAACACACAAGCAAGACGAAUAUAAAGGAACAAGACUUAACUACAUACAAGUAGAACUUCUGGGGGAAAAAAAAAAAAGUCUUUAAGAAUGGCCAGACUAGGCGUUCGUCCCGGAGCCGCUCCUUCUCAGCUAAAGCAACCAGGUUUUUCCUCAGCCCGAGUAUCAGAACCUGCAGCCUCCAUCGAAGCGCCAUGGCUCCGUCUAGGAAGGGCGGCAGUCGGGUGGCCAAGACCAACGCGCUGCGGAACCGAAAGCUCGCCUCCUUUCUUAAGGACUUCGACCGUGAAGUGCAAAUGCGAUCCAAGCAAAUUCAGUCAGACAGGCAGAACCUCCUCAAAGAGUUGGAUAACUUGUACAACAUUGAGAUCCUGCGACUCCCCAAGGCUCUGCGCGAGAUGAACUGGCUCGAAUACUUCGCCCUUGGAGGAAACAAGCAGGCCCUGGAAGAAGCAGCAACAGCUGACUUGGAUAUCAGAAAUAAAUUAACAGCAGAAGCUACUCGAACACCCCUGAAACCUGCCAAAACACGAAAGGUAAUGCAAGUGGAUGAGAUGAUAAUGGAAGAAGAAGAGGAAGAAAAUAACAAUAAGAAUCGUCAAACUGCAAGAGUUAAAAGGUGUCCUCCAUCCAAGAAGAGAACCCAGUCCAUACAAGGAAAAGGCAAAAAUAAAAGGUCAAGCCAUUAUGCCACCGUUACCCCGUCUGUGGGCCGACUGGAGCUGUCUCUGGUGAAACCAACCCCGGGCCUGACACCCAGGUUUGACUCACGGAUCUUCAAGACCCCGGGCCUGCGUACUCCAGCGGCCAGAGAGCGGAUUUACAGUGUGUCUGUGAAUGGCAGCCCUCUUGCUGACAGCAAAGAGGUAUUCCUCACUGUGCCGGUGGGAGGCGGAGAGAGCAUGCGGUUAUUGGCCAGUGACUUGCAGAGGAUCGAUAUUGCACAGCUGGAUCCAGAGGCCCUGGGAAACAUUAAGAAGCUCUCCAGCCGUCUCGCUCAGAUCUGCGGCACCAUACGAACUCAAAAAUGAAGCUGCUAUUCCAAGACGGGACAGGAUGGGCCUUCAAUGGGCACUUCUGGAACCCUGAAGAGACCUCUUCCUUUUGGCUUACUGUUUGUUUGAGUGUGAAGUUCCAGCGCAGGGGGUGGCGUUCCUCUUGGAGAACUCAGGAAGCUUUGCUUUUGGCACCUCCAAAUCCAAGUGACAAAGACACUGCCUCUGCAUCCAUACAGUCCCAACUUCCGGGCCUUCUCUGAACUGAAUUCUCCUUCCUGCUCUUAGAGCGGCCGCCUCUGCUCUUUGCCCUGCCCCAACUCGGAGGAACCUCAUGUUCUCAGGAGGACUGUCAGUCACCCUCGGCAGGGAGCCCUGUGCAGCUGGGCUCCCAGCCUGAAGGCUGGGAGCUGUAAGCUCCAAGAAGGGAGCUCCACGAGAGGGCAGCUCCGAAGCUGGAAGGAACUGUGCGGAUGGGGCCAGGACCAGCCACAGCUGUGACCCCAGCAGGACACAUCUCCCCUCCCGUGCCCAUCCUCUCCCUCCUGCGGUGGGUACUGCUGGGGCUCUGCAGUCUUAUACCUGCCAUGCCCCCCAGGAGUCUUGUCUCCAGUUGAUUUGUGGACUAGUAUUGUGUAUUAUCCCUGUUCACCAAAGACCAAAACUUGGUUUGAGGACAGUUUCCAUGUCUUGCUCCUCUACCUCUCCAGUUAGUUCAGUUAGUGGGAAUCUGGAUAAGGGAACUGUAGGAUUUAGAUUAGUGUGGGGUUUUUACAUGACGGGUUGCAGUUGAACUCAAAGCUCUCUAGUCUCUGCCAGUUCUGUAGACUUUCCGAGAGCACUUCUCUCUUCUUAGGUUCAUGGGGGAGCGAGUGUAGCUGGUCUGGGGGCCCCAUUCCGUGCGUUUGGCCUCUGCCCUGGUGUGGGCUGUCCCGUGGGCACGGAGACCCCUGCGCCCCAGCCAGCCCUGCUGCCCCGAAGAAUCAUGGGACGUGGUCCAAGAACGUGGGAGCCGAGAGUUCCCGCCCCGCGCUCGGGAGCACAGUGGUGUGUGUGGUUCUUUGUUGUACUUUGUACUAUCUUGCUACACAACCAUCCUAGUAAUCCAGUCCUGUCCAAGAUAUGUUCUUUUCAAGUUGUCUUAUUCUCCCUUUCCUGAGACUUUUGUACAUAUUGUUUUCCUGAGUCGUGGUAUCUGUAAGCUGAUUUAUUCUGAUCAGAGCUACCGAAAGGUACCAGUUUUCAAUAAAGUAUGGAUUUGGAUUUGUUUUUAAAAAAAAAAAAAAAAAAAAG